UUCUUCAAACGAACUAUGUCGGUUUUAUCGAGCCCCUUGUCCAUCGACGGCACACGCCAGUCCGGCAAAUCGGUGCGCACUCAGAACGUGACGGCCGCACUGGCCAUAGCGAAUAUCGUGAAGAGUUCGCUGGGGCCGGUUGGGCUGGACAAGAUGCUAGUGGACGAUAUUGGGGAUGUGACGAUUACCAACGAUGGCGCCACUAUUCUGCGCCUGCUCGAGGUGGAGCAUCCGGCGGCCAAGGUGCUGGUCGAGCUGGCCCAGCUGCAGGACGCGGAGGUGGGCGACGGCACCACGUCCGUGGUUAUACUGGCCGCCGAAUUGCUGCAGAAUGCCGAUGAGCUGGUUAAGCAGAACAUUCAUCCGACAUCGAUCAUAUCGGGCUAUCGCAUCGCCUGCAAGGAGGCCUGCAAAUACAUAUCCGAGCAUCUGACUGUGCCCGUGGAGUCGCUGACCCGCGACUCAGUGGUCAGCAUUGCCCGUACCGCGAUCGGCUCCAAGAUCAUUGGCGCCGAUGCUGACUUCUUUGCCAACAUGGUCGUGGAUGCCGUGCAGGCCGUCCGGUUUGGCGAUGCCAAGGCAGCGCCGAGCUAUGCCAUCAGCUCGAUAAAUGUGCUGAAGGCCCACGGCAAGUCGGCCCGUGAAUCGAUGAUGCUGAAGGGGUAUGCCCUGAACUGCACCCUUGCCUCCCAGCAGAUGCCCAAGAGGGUGGUCAAUGCGAAAAUCGCAUGCCUGGACUUUGGGCUGCAGAAGACCAAGAUGAAGGUACACGUCCAGGUCCUGAUCAACGAUCCCGACAAGCUGAAGGCCAUUCGCGCCCGUGAGCUGGACAUCACCAAGGAGCGCAUCGGCAUGAUUCUCAGCACCGGCGUCAAUGUCGUCCUCUGCAGCGGCGGCGUCGAUGAUCUCUGCAUGAAGUAUUUCGUGGAGGCCGGCGCCAUGGCGGUGCGUCGCGUCAAGAAGAACGAUCUGAUGGUCAUUGCCAAGGCAACGGGUGCCGCCUUCCUGACCUCGCUGACCAACUUGGACGGCGAGGAGAGCUUCGAUGCCUCCAUGAUGGGCGAAGCAGCCGAGGUGGUCGAGGAGCACGUCUGCGAUGACGAUCUGAUCUUCAUCAAGGGCCCCAAGGCACGCACGGCCGUCUCCAUCUUACUGCGCGGCCCCACCGACUCCUACUGCGACGAAAUGGAGCGCUCCGUGCACGAUGCCCUCAGCGUGGUGAAGCGUGUGCUCGAGAGCAAGAAGGUUGUCGCUGGCGGCGGCUGCAUAGAGGCCGCUCUCUCCAUCUACCUGGAGAACUUUGCCACAUCGCUGUCGUCGCGCGAGCAGCUGGCCAUAGCCGAGUUCGCCAAGUCGAUGCUGGUCAUCCCCAAGACGUUGGCCAUGAAUGCCGCCCAGGAUGCCACCGAGCUGGUCGCCAAGCUGCGCGCCUACCACAACUCGAGCCAAACCAAUUCCACCUAUGGCCAUCUCAAGUGGGUGGGCCUGAACCUGACUGACGGUGUCGUGCGCGACAACAAAAAGGCCGGCGUACUGGAGCCGGCCAUUUCCAAGAUCAAGUCCCUGAAGUUCGCCACAGAGGCUGCAAUCACCAUAUUGCGCAUCGACGACAUGAUCAAGCUCAAUCCCGAGGAGAAGAGCACCAAGACCUAUGACGAUGCCUGCGCCGCUGGCGAGCUGGACGGCUAGAUACCCGUCACCCUUUCACCUCAUCCACUUGCCUAAGCACACUCACUCUUAAUCAACAAGAUCCUACGACAACACACACACACACCCAUACACACUCGAUACUUAUGUGCCUCACAUUUACCAUAUAACCCUGUAAGCAAUUUAACUGUUCAUUCCCUUCUGCUACAUGCAAUAUGUAAAUUCGUUCAUGUGAAAUGCAUCGAAAAUAAAGCAUCGGCACA
This is a messenger RNA of Drosophila arizonae, 1910 nucleotides long. Its product is annotated as T-complex protein 1 subunit alpha pseudogene. The record is from RefSeq and is a predicted model, not a curated record. Lineage: Eukaryota; Metazoa; Arthropoda; Insecta; Diptera; Drosophilidae.